Molecule: messenger RNA, 918 nt
Organism: Stereum hirsutum FP-91666 SS1
Lineage: Eukaryota; Fungi; Basidiomycota; Agaricomycetes; Russulales; Stereaceae
Product: UbiA prenyltransferase
Exons: 6
Coding region: 1-918 (305 amino acids)
Biological process (GO): ubiquinone biosynthetic process
Cellular component (GO): mitochondrial inner membrane
Molecular function (GO): transferase activity, transferring alkyl or aryl (other than methyl) groups
Source: RefSeq, a predicted model, not a curated record
AUGUACGACUACUGGACCCUUACCCGCAUGCACAAGUUUCCUCUAGGAAGUAUCCUAGUCUUCUGGCCUUGUGCCUGGGGUACUUUGAUGGCCGCAAGAGUUGUUCCCCUCACUGUAGCUGAAAUUACCAUGUAUCUUGCGAUGUUCGCACUGGGAAGCACGCUCCUCCACUGUUCCGUGUGUGUGAUCAAUGACAUCUGUGACCGCGACUUUGAUCGGCAAGUAGGCAAGACAAGAAAUCGGCCACUUGCUGUCGGUUCCAUAUCACUUGCUUCGGCAUGGGUGUUACUCUUUUUUUCUUUCAACCAUGGAGAGUAUCUCAAUUGUGACCACUUGUUGACGCUGUUAUACAGCGCUUUUUUUGCGACAUUCGGUGUUUUUCCUUUGCACGCUCUAUAUCCGCUCAUGAAGCGCUGGACUUGGUGGCCCCAGUUAUGGCUUGGUUUCGCAAUGAGCUGGGGCCUUCUGGUAUCAUGGCUAGCCGUCGUUGAAGAUAAGGAGGACCCAACCGCCGUAAUGGUCAUGUUCGCUGGCCUCAUCUGCUGGACCGUUUUCUACGACACGAUCUACGCUUGUCAAGAUCGUGAAGACGAUAUGAAAGCAGGUGUGAAGUCCACCGCAUUGCUAUUCGGAAAACAUGUCCGAGCAGUCUUGACCGCUUUCGCCGCGGCUUUCGUCCUCUGCAUGAUCUACGCUGGAGUACUCAACGACCAGGGAUGGGCUUACUUUGUUGUGUCGUGCGGUGGAGUGGGGGCCCAUUUGUCCUGGCAGCUUCUGUCCUGGGACGUGGAUGAGGCUCGGGAUAGUGGUGCUAAAUUUGUGGUAUGUCCUCGCCUUUCUAUUUGUGAUGGUCAUCCGCUUACGUUGUUUGUCUUGCAUCAAGGCGAACGGAAACAUGGGUUAUAUUAUAUUCAUUAG